AUGGAUUAUGCAGAAGACUUUGCCAAGAUCCUGGUCAGAGGUCCUGCUCAGAGGUCCUGCUCAGAGGUCCUGCUCAAAGGUCCUGCUCAGAGGUCCUGCUCAGAGGUCCUGCUCAGAGGUCCUGCUCAGAGGUCCUGCUCAGAGGUCCUGCUCAGAGGUCCUGCUCAGAGGUCCUGCUCAGAGGUCCUGCUCAAAGGUCCUGCUCAGAGGUCCUGCUCAAAGGUCCUGCUCAGAGGUCCUUCUCAGAGGUCCUGCUCAGAGGUCCUGCUCAGAGGUCCUGCUCAGAGGUCCUGCUCAGAGGUCCUGCUCAGAGCCGAGCAGCAGAGAGAGGGGGGGUCCUCUAACAGCAGCCCACGUCGGAGCUCUUGCCUGGGGAAAGGGCCACUGGUGUCAGGCCCUCGCAGCGCUGAGGGCCCGCUAAGUGCCUGCGUGACAGCCAGGAGCUCACAGGCGGUUGGUUAA
Molecule: messenger RNA, 462 nt
Organism: Knipowitschia caucasica
Lineage: Eukaryota; Metazoa; Chordata; Actinopteri; Gobiiformes; Gobiidae
Source: the annotation of a GenBank genome assembly